Spirometra erinaceieuropaei is the source of this 1788-nucleotide messenger RNA. NCBI's taxonomy places the organism in Eukaryota, Metazoa, Platyhelminthes, Cestoda, Diphyllobothriidea, Diphyllobothriidae. The record is from the annotation of a GenBank genome assembly.
AUGAACUUCCAAUCGCGUGUAUCCACAGCCACCGUGCACGAACUCCUCUUCGCCGACGACUGCGCCCUGAACACCACCUCGGAAGAGGAGAUGCAACGCAACAUGGACCUAUUCUCCGCCGCCUGCGAGAACUUUGGGCUGGUUAUCAACACGCAGAAGACGGUGGUGAUGCAUCAGCCGCCUCCCAAUUCAGCCACAGCCCCCAACCCGCCGCAAAUCAACGUGAAUGGGACUCAACUGCAAGUGGUAGAGAACUUCCCGUACCUGGGCAGCACCCUCUCCCGCAACACCAAGAUCGACGACGAAGUCGCCAACAGGAUCUCGAAAGCCAGUCAAGCCUUCGGUCGCCUCAAAAGCACAGUUUGGAAUCCUCAUGGUCUCCAACUGAGCACGAAGCUGAAGAUGUACAAGGCCGUCAUCCUGCCGACGCUACUGUACGGAGCGGAGACCUGGACGGUUUACACGAGGCAGGCACGUCGACUAAACCACUCCCACCUCAGUUGUCUUCGUCGCAUCCUGAGGCUGAAGUGGCAGGAUCGAAUCCCCGACACCGAAGUGCUGGAACGGACGGGAAUUCUGAGCAUCUACUCCAUGUUGAGACAAAUACAGCUGCGCUGGAGCGGCCAUCUGGUGCGCAUGGACAACGAGCGACUACCCAAACGUUUCUUCUACGGAGACGUCGCGACGGGCUCUCGUCGUCAAGGAGGCCAAAUUCGCCGUUACAAGGAUACCCUAAAGUCCUCCCUGAAGCGCCUACAAAUCAACCCGACCAACUGGGAAGAGCUCGCCCGCGAUCGCCCGACAUGGAGGAGAACAGUGAAGACGGGAGCUGCUAUCUACGAAGCCAACCGCAUCGCCGCCGCCAAAGUGAAACGCGAAGCCCGCAAAUCACAACUUCGCCCAGUCCGCAACGCCGUCGCACAACCGCUCCCAACGUGUCCUCGAUGUCAACGGACAUUCCGGGCACGAAUCGGACUUGUUGUACAUCUCCGAACCAACUGCACCUCUCGAACUGCUCCAGCCAUCGUCCCCGCGCCCGCCCCUUCCUCCUCCCUUCCGCCAACUAACUCUGACACUCCUUCUGCACCACCACUUCCAUCCUCCUCCUUCUCCUCCACUGCCCCAGCGGCGGCCGUUCAGACUGCCGUCUCACACAUCACCAACCCCGACACAAUAACCGCCACCACCACCACCUCUCCCGAUUCCAGUGAUGAGGAUCAGGACUACAUCUGCCCUCACUGCGACCGCGCCUUCACCUCACGCAUCGGCCUAGUCGGUCACUUGCGAAUCCAUUGCACAGAGACUGGCGAACCAGUGCCUGGAGCACCAACCUACACCCACCGCACUCGCCUCCACUGCCCACACUGCCAUCGCACCUUCACUCAUCGCAUGGGUCUAUUCGGCCACAUGCGCAUCCACGAGAGCGGAAUUGACCACAAUUCCGAUACAGCCACGACAUCCAACACAUCCACCACGCCCAGACCCAUCCUCGCUCCACCGUCACACGCGCCGACCACCACCACCGCCACCACCACUAUCACCACUGCUUCCUCUACAGAUGACACCGACACCGCGGACCACUCAUGCCCACACUGUUCACGCACAUUCACCUCACGCAUCGGCCUGGUCGGUCACUUGCGAAUCCAUCGCACAGAGACUGGCGAACCAGUGCCUGGAGCACCAACCUACACCCACCGCACUCGCCUUCACUGCCCACACUGCCCUCGCACCUUUACGCAUCGCAUGGGUCUAUUCGGCCACAUGCGCAUCCACGACGACCUGCGGUAA